This is a messenger RNA of Calliphora vicina (urban bluebottle blowfly), 1131 nucleotides long. It is a transcript of the gene Cyp313b1, whose product is annotated as probable cytochrome P450 313b1. The record is from RefSeq and is a predicted model, not a curated record. Lineage: Eukaryota; Metazoa; Arthropoda; Insecta; Diptera; Calliphoridae. Gene Ontology annotation, molecular function: heme binding; iron ion binding; oxidoreductase activity, acting on paired donors, with incorporation or reduction of molecular oxygen. Bases 43 to 1131 code for a protein of 362 amino acids. The transcript is spliced from 7 exons.
AUUUAAGUCGUUCGGUUGGAGACUUGAUUGAACCAGCUCAACAUGACGAAAGUGUUUUUAUUUUUAACCAUUUUAGUUGCAGCAGUAUGGGUAUAUUUUUUGUGGUCGAGGCGUAGAUUCUACAAAAUAUAUUGGCAAUUGAAAGGACCACUGGGUUUGCCAUUUAUAGGUUUGGGAUUGCAAAUGAUGAAACCAGAAAAAUUCCUGCAGUACAUGCAACAUAAAGGACAGCAAUAUAGAACGCCAUUUAUAUCAUGGAUGGGCACCAAAUGUUUUCUUUACGUAAAUGACCCGGAAACAAUUGAAACCAUUUUUAAUUCUGCCAGCUGUACAAACAAAGGCGAUUUUUAUCGUUUCAUGGCUACUGCCAUCGGAGAUGGCCUAUUCACAUCCAGUUCACCGCGUUGGAAUAAACACAGACGUCUCAUAAAUCCAGCUUUCAGUCGCCAAGUCAUCCAUACAUUUUUACCCAUAUUUAAUCAAGCAGCCAAUGAUCUAUUAAAUAAACUGGUGACGGCUCAGGGUCAGCCGUUGGAAAUUUAUGAAAUAUUAAAGAGAAACGUCCUGGAGACUGCCUGCGAGACAACAAUGGGCAAAAAGAUGAACUUUCAACAUGACGGCUCAGCCGCAAUAUUUGAAUCGUAUAAUGGCAUAACUGAAGUAUGCGUUAAAAGAAUGUUAUCGCCCUGGCUAUAUCCGGAUGCCGUGUAUAGGUAUUCAUCGCUCUUUAAGCGCCAACAAAAGUACAUCAGUGUUCUAUAUGAAUUCGUUGAAAAUCUUUUGCAAGGUCAUGACAAUACGAAAAACUCUACUGCAUCUCCAUCAACAGUAACAGUAACGACUGCGGCAAUGGUAACAAAAGGAGCAAUGGCGACCGUAAAGACAAUGGAUCAUAGUGAAAACAAGGUAAAUACAAAUAAUCAAUACGACAACAAAGAUGAUGAUGGUAAGCGUGGUAGUGAUGAUGACAACAACAAUGGAGGAGUUAACAAAUCAAAGUCACGGGUUUUUGUUAAACAAGUUCGGAACCAUAUUGAAGAGGGCCAACUGUCAUGGCAGGAUGUUCGAGAUGAAGCGAAUGUCAUUGUGGCAGCUGAUACGCGUGAUGUAUUUUCGAAUUGUAAUAUGUAA